Messenger RNA from Polyodon spathula (Mississippi paddlefish), 2399 nucleotides. RefSeq names its product UDP-glucuronic acid decarboxylase 1. Gene Ontology annotation, cellular component: cytoplasm. The coding region runs from base 420 to 1682 and encodes 420 amino acids. The transcript is spliced from 15 exons. Gene Ontology annotation, biological process: D-xylose metabolic process. Gene Ontology annotation, molecular function: NAD+ binding; UDP-glucuronate decarboxylase activity. NCBI's taxonomy places the organism in Eukaryota, Metazoa, Chordata, Actinopteri, Acipenseriformes, Polyodontidae. The record is from RefSeq and is a predicted model, not a curated record.
UGUAAUUGAACCCGUUAAAUAAUAUAAUUCGGUGGGUUUGGCAAUACUAUACUCAUAAUCAUCGCUAGUUUUAGGAUGGACUACUUGUGGCUUUGUUACUAAUAUUAUUUAUUUCCUAAUACUGGAUUACUCUGGGUAAUGACUACUGGUGUGUGUCGUCGUUUAGAAAGGUGACCAAAUUAUAAUUACUUUUGUUUACAAAGGUAUCUGUUUGCAGUCCAUCAGCUGUGUCAGUGUUGUGCUGCGAACCUAGUGCGUGCACGCAUCAUUUCUUUGGGAAAACUAGAUCACGUCCAGUGUCAUGCAAUUCAGGUUCUAUACGGUUGAUGAAGAAGUUGUGAAGGUUGUAGUUUAGCGAGUUAAAAUGCAUUAAAGGAAGCACGCAUGCUUCCGGGUUUUGCUUUCUGGUUUUGUGGAGGAUGAUGAAGAAGCGGUUGAUCUGGUUAAUCAGUGGAAUAAAUAGAAGGAUGACGAAGUUCCUCAUUGCCCUCGCUUUAAUCGCCUAUAUUGCCUCUGUAUGGGGAACCUAUACAAGUAUGAGAACCAUACAAGAAAAUGGGGAACUGCAAAUAGAGAGGAAGAUUGAAGAGGUAAUUGCACCCCUGCGGGAGAAAAUCCGAGAUUUGGAAGUCAGUUUCACCCAGAAAUACCCUCCGGUAAAGUUCCUGUCUGAAAAGGACCGCAAACGGAUUCUACUAACUGGAGGAGCAGGGUUUGUCGGAUCCCACUUGGCUGAUAAACUCAUGAUGGACGGCCAUGAAGUCACGGUGGUAGACAACUUCUUCACGGGCCGUAAAAGAAAUGUAGAACACUGGAUUGGACAUGAGAACUUCGAACUGAUCAACCAUGAUGUUGUUGAACCGCUAUACAUUGAAGUGGAUCAGAUUUAUCACCUGGCCUCUCCUGCAUCUCCGCCAAAUUAUAUGUACAAUCCAAUCAAGACUCUGAAGACCAAUACCAUUGGAACUUUAAACAUGUUGGGUUUAGCAAAACGCGUUGGUGCUCGCCUUCUAUUAGCCUCCACUUCUGAGGUAUAUGGAGACCCAGAGGUGCACCCUCAGAGUGAAGAAUACUGGGGCCAUGUGAAUCCAAUUGGUCCCAGAGCCUGCUAUGAUGAAGGGAAGCGAGUAGCAGAAACCAUGUGUUAUGCCUACAUGAAGCAGGAAGGAGUGGAGGUGCGGGUCGCACGAAUAUUUAAUACUUUUGGGUCUCGCAUGCACAUGAAUGACGGCAGAGUUGUCAGCAAUUUCAUUCUACAGGCACUCCAAGGAGAACCUCUCACAGUUUAUGGAUCAGGGUCCCAAACAAGAGCAUUCCAGUAUGUGAGUGACCUGGUGAAUGGACUGGUGUCCUUGAUGAACAGCAAUGUUAGCAGCCCUGUGAACUUGGGGAACCCAGAAGAGCAUACAAUAUUAGAAUUUGCCAGAUUAAUCAAGGACCUUGUCGGCAGCAGAAGUCAGAUCCAAUUUCUUCCAGAGGCACAGGACGAUCCACAAAGGAGAAAACCUGACAUCACAAAGGCCAAAAUGAUGUUAGGAUGGGAGCCUGUGGUACCGUUGGAAGAAGGCAUCAAUAAAACUAUUCACUACUUCAGAAAAGAACUUGAAUACCAGGCAAACAACCAAUAUAUCCCCAAACCCAAACAAGCAAGAAUAAAGAAAGGCAGACCAAGACACAACUAGUGAGCACAUUUUUCAGAAGGGACUUAUUUGCCCUGCUGAUUGACAAUUUACCAAGGAAUGGUAAAAACUGAUAAACUGAACUUUUUUUUCUUUUGUGUUUUUUUUUUUUUUUCUUUUGGUGAAGAGCAAACUAGAAUUUUUUAAAACACCUCAAAUCAAGCUUGCUUUACAAAGAUGGAUGUGCAUAAAAAAAAAAACCUUGCAAGUCUUGCCUUAUACUUUUUAAUCUGUUUUUUUUUUUUUAAAUUAGAGUAGAAAAAUGUGUUUUAUAUUAUGCAGUUCAUUUGAUGUGAAACUUUGUUUAAAAUAUUUAAGUCUCUUAAAUUCCAGAUGAAGUGUGGAAGGAAAAAAAAAUGUAAAAAAAAAUGAUUUAUUUAAAAUGUAUAAUGUGAAGUAUGUUUGUGACUUCCCUAUGCAUAAAGAGGCUUUAAUGAGCAAGCAGUGUUGUCUUGUUUGGUACACUGCCAUUGUUUGUAUAGUUAGCAUUGGCUCAUCUGUCGUCUUUGAAUAUCUUUUAAGUCACACAUUUUCUAGAUAGGUUUGAAAUCUAAAAUAUACUGACUGUUUCCUUUAUAACCAUGAAUAGGUAAGGUGGUUCUGAAUUCUUACUGUGUUACACUGUGUGUGCUCUGGGGCAGGGGGGAUGACGACAACACGUUACUGUAUUACUGGCUACCAGUGAUUUAAAUACGCUAUUUUAAUAAAAUAUUUUUAAAG